Molecule: messenger RNA, 4259 nt
Organism: Spodoptera littoralis (African cotton leafworm)
Lineage: Eukaryota; Metazoa; Arthropoda; Insecta; Lepidoptera; Noctuidae
Source: the annotation of a GenBank genome assembly
CCAAGUUCUUGAAAUGUAACACUUAAAAAAAUAUGUUGAUAGGCGAAUACUCUAUAAGUCAAAUAAAAAUAUUUGCCAUGUUUUGUCACUUAAUUCUUCUUUAAAUAAUAAAUUUACUACUAUUCUACAAUGACUUUGUAUAUUGAUACAAAACUUAGUUUUAAUGAUGGUAAUGUCGUAUCUACAGUGGGAACAUGGCACCCUUCUCUGCCUCUUUUGGCUAUAGGGUCAUACAAUCAAGAGAAAGGAGGCUUUGUUACUAUAUUUCAAGAAAAUGGUUUGCCAUUGGAAGGAUGUGACUGGCCAAUAUUGUUGUCCAACCAAGUAACUGCCCUUGCCUGGCACCCAAUAAGACGACUCUUAGUUGUUGGCUGGGAUGGUGGAGAGCUCUAUAUCUGGUUAGAGUACUCAUGGGCACGCUUGGAGGCGCCCCAUAAUGCUGCUUUGACAUCUGUAGCCUUCAGUUUAGGAGGAGGUAGACUCUUGGCUUCAGAUGCUGCGGGUUCCUUAUCAGGUUGGCAGUCAGGUGCGGGUGCACCACUUACUUCUUUUCACCACCAACUUGGAGAUGUCAUAACCCAUAUUACUUUCUGUACACCACGGCCAAGUUCUGAAACAUCUAUUAGAGGAUUAGCUCGUGCUGCAGUAGCUGGAGAUGAGAAUGCUUUGGAUGCACUGGCUGCAUGGAGACCUAGAACAACUGCCCGAAUGAGGGAAGGUGCCCAACCAGACAACCAUUCAUGUUAUGCUGCUCAAGAUAAUGGAGUAAUCUUAUUCAUAGAUCAUAAUGGAGCUUGCUCUGAGGUGCUAAAUGCCCCUGGAAACAUUAUAUUUAUGGGAAUUAUCAGCAAUAUCUACCUUCUUGUAGCUUGGGAAUCUGGUGGAGCUCUUAGUCUAACCAGAUUUGUUAUGUCUGAUGAUGGUUCCCUGAUGACUGAUACUCAUGUAAGAAUGGCAGCAAGAAAUGGUCAAUGUAUAGUUCUAGCAGGCAACUUCUAUGUGGCAGUUAUUACUGGGGACAAUUUGAUCAGAGUUUGGGAUAGUGAUACUGGGGACAAUGAUGUCUUGCCAAAUGAGAAGGAGGAGAUUGUUGCAGGAGAUAUCUUCACAAGCAUCAGUUACAGCAAUUUGAGUGAUACUCUUUGCUGUGGGACUUCACAGGGCAACCUGUAUCUAUGGAGAAGAGACCAUAGGAAUAAUUGGAAACUUAUUAGUAGUACUUCUGUAAAAGGUACUGUUAAAGAAGUUAGCUGGGGUUCAGAAGGAUUAAUGAAUCCAUUGUUGCAUGUAAACUGCAUUACAAGCGCAUUUGUUCUUCGAGAACAACCAGUCUGUUGGGGAUAUUCUCCAAACAUAUAUAUGGUGCAGAAAUCUGCUAAUGAAGUUGCUCUUACUAGUAAAAGCAAUGUGACAUCAAUGAUCAAUACCUCAAUAACUAUAAGAGCAUUUGCUUUUAAAGACCAAUAUAUUGCUCUAGGGGAUGGUAAAGAAGUCCAGAUUUGGAUGUGCAGUAAGGACAAUGACAUAAAAUUCUCACUCAUCAGAAGUUUCUUGUGGAAGACCGAUGUUUUAAUCAUUUAUAAUGAUGUCUUGGUUGGAGUUGUUAAUCCACACAUAGAAUGCUACUCUAUAGCAGGAACCAGUCUGGGAAUACUACCCAGUACUGAAGGCGAAGGUGAACCAAUCGGCGUCACAAACACGAGCAAGUUUAUUGUCAUUGCCACUAUGGAUGGUACACUCAAACUGGCUGAGAUCACAAAGAAAGGUCUUAGAAUGCCUUACCCUCCUAAAAAUUGCUACCAAAUGAUUGAAGAUUUUGGUGAAGUCAUGAGAGCGUCAGUUAAUUGCACUGGGCGUUAUAUAUCGCUCAGUAUCGCUAAUGCUGGCUUAGCACCAGAUCCCAGACUAUACCUGUGGGAUGUAGCAAAUGAUGUCAUUACAAAUACACUUAUAGCUGAAAACUCCACUCCUCCAUAUCAAAGUGUCCCUAUAGCAAUAUUAUGGGACAGUAAUGACCCAAGAGUUGUUGCCGUGCAUAUGAGAUCAGCUGAACUCGAUCGCAUACAUCUAUUUUUAUGUCACGAAGGCAGUCUUUACGAAUAUAGAAAUUGGUGUUCAAGCUCUGAAGAUUACUAUAUGAGUGACUUCAUGUUAUGCUCUUUAUACUCACCGUAUGUCGUCAUUUUAUCACAGCAAAAUAUUAAAAAAAUAUUGAUCAAUGAGUUCGCAGACAUAGGUGAAAAUGACCCUGCAAAUAUUCGACAAGUAUUGGACUUUCUGUACUAUAUGACUACUGGAUAUUUGGAAAAGGCGGUUGUUAUAGGAACGACUCUGACAGGUGGCAAAAAUUCUAUUAUUUGGGAUAGCUUGGCAAAGGUUUGCGUUGCACGCAAGCGUCCCGAUGUCGGUGCUGUAUGCUUAGGCAAAAUGGGGAACAUCAAAGGCGCUUUGAUGAUGCGCAAAGUGAUGAGCGACGAUAACAUGGACGACACUUGUAAAGUUGCAGUAUUAGCUGUCAAUCUAGGUAUGAUCGAAGAAGCUGAAAACCUGUUCAAAGAAGCACAAAGACCGGAUUUGAUCACACGGUUGAUAUCAGCAAAGGAAGGUGGUCUUAACGAAAUAACCAAUGGAACUCACGAGGGCGAAAAUAUUCUCCUGAUAAAGAGUGCGCAACACAAGUUAGCUAAAGUGAUGUGGUCAAAUGGGGAAACUGGUGCUGCUUUAAAAUUAUUUGAAAGUGCUGGGACACUGGUACCUCAUGUCCCUAGGAUGCUUGUAGCACAAGGACAAUCUGCAAUACUGGCACAGUAUGUGACCAAUUCGAAUGAUGCCAGCCUAAUAACGUGGUGGGGGCAUUAUUUAGAAAGCAUUGGUGAUCUAGAUGGUGCUUUAGAAGCUUACGCCAGGGCCAAUGAUUUUGGAGAGCAGACCAGACUUUUGUGUCAUCAAGACAGAGUAGAAGAAGCUGAAAAGCUUUGUCAGAAGAACAGAUCUUCGCUCUACCAAAUGGCACGAUAUUUAGAAAUGCAGUCGGAUAAAACUGAAAGUGCAGUGAAGAUGUAUAUAAAAUGCGGAGCAAUUUCGUCAGCAAUUCGAGUAGCUGCUGAGGCGAGUGCGUGGAACCUUGUUUGGCGCGCAGGGUCCACCUCACCCACUCACGCUCUGCAUGCUGCUUCCAUACUCGAAAACGCUGGACAGACAGAGCAAGCCAUAGCCCUGUAUCAGAAAGCAGGUAAAGUGCACAUGGCAUUGAAGUUGGCGGUGCACAGCGGCGACACGAACGCAAUCAUCGCAGCAGUAGAUGCUCUUGGCGACAAAGUGGAUCCAGAACUAGCUAAUACAUUGGCUGCUCACUUGAGGCAAGCGAAUCAGCACUCACACGCUGCUGCAUUACUAGCAACUGCUGGAAAGUAUGAAGAAGCUUUAGAUAUAGUAGAGCAGAUACCGACUCCACUAACUGAAGAGCUCAGUGAGAGAUUAGCAGCGCCUGCCGGUACCACAGGUAGAGAUGCACUUCUUAGAAGACUGGCUGAUGUUUUGGGAGCCCGCGGUCUUUACCACCAAGCUGCCAAACGAUUGGCACAUGCUGGAGAUAAGGCGGGUGCAAUGCGAUGGCUUAUGCGUUCAGGCGAUGCGGAUCGCAUAGCAACCUUCGCGGCGGCUACUCGCGACCGCAACGCUCAGUUAAUGGCAGCCGACUACUUGCGUCGCCGCGCUGACUGGAGAACUCGACCUGACCUCAUGAGGCACAUACUACAUUUCUACACCAGAGCUAAGGCGUAUGGGAAACUAGCGGCUUUCUACGCUGAGUGCGCUAAAGUCGAAGUUGAUGAGUAUGAAAACUUCGAUAAGGCUUUAGACGCGCUCAAGGAAGCUAUCAAGUGUUUAGCGAAAACUUCUGAUACCGAUACAGGGGCCCAAACAACAGCGCUACAAGAGCAAAGUGCAAUCGUCAAACGGUUCAUAGAUGUAAAAAAAAUGUUGGAAACAGGAGAAAUUAAUCCAGGAGUUGUCGCUGGUCAACAGCUUCUGCGCGCCGUAACUGGUCGUCCGGGAUUGAUAUCGGAAGAGAAAGUUCUGCGAUUACUGUUACAAUAUGCACCUAACCACGCCGAUGCUCCUCGAUUUGAAAACCAGCUUAAAUCUCUUCAGCAACAACCAGAAGAACAUAGUUUGAGUCCCGACUCGACAGAUCACAGUAUUGAAGAAGUUAUAUAAGAUUAUUUAAGUGAUUUCAAGAAUCCGUCCAUUCCAUUCCA